This is a messenger RNA of Menidia menidia (Atlantic silverside), 2579 nucleotides long. The record is from the annotation of a GenBank genome assembly. Lineage: Eukaryota; Metazoa; Chordata; Actinopteri; Atheriniformes; Atherinopsidae.
GAAACAUUUCCACACAGUUCGGCUAUUCACAAAGUUUAUGUAAUUCCUAAAGCGUGAUUAUAGUCAUUUUUCAGUGGUCCAAUUUGAUUUAUUUUUUGGGUGUUGUAAAGUGGGCGGUAAGCGUGAGAGGAUGAUGGCUGCGCGCUGUCCAUUGUUCAGACCUUGCAUGUAGUGGGCUGGUCACUCCUCUUUAGGUGGGUGGGAUUACAUUAAUGCUAUUUGAAUCUCUGGACUCGAGCAGCGGUCGGUCGGUCAGUCAGUGAAGUAGUCUGGUGAUUAAUUGAACCGUCAUGGAGUCACGAAAGAAAAGUCAGCGUCCCCGGUCUUUCAUAAGCUGUGUUUUCCUGCUGUGUGUGCACCUACAGUCGGCUGGCGCUGGAGAUUGCCCUGCGGAUGGGCGCACCUGGGUACCCUCUGCAGACAGAUGUUACCACUUUGUUCAUGGAGAAGAAGACCAAAUCAAAAGCUACACCUUUGAGAGAGCAAAAUCGCUCUGCCAAGGCUUUGAGCUUCUGACCAUCCAGAGUGCUGACGAGAACAACUUUGUCUUGAGUUAUAGCCCGAAUGUGUGGAUAGGAAACGUCAACGUGUGGCUUGGGAUGUAUUACGACACAAACAGUGACACCAUGAGGUGGUUCGGCGAAAAGCCUGUCAGUUUCUCAAACUGGGAGAACUCCUCUUCCGUGUCCGACCUGCUGCCGGUGGACACGUGUGUCACUCUGCACACCAGCUCUGGAAAGUGGGAGAAGGUCAGCUGCACGGAUGAAGUGGAGAACGGCGUGGUCUGUGAGACGGCUCAGGAAGCGGAGCCGGCCAGACAGAAGCCUAACGCGCUGCUCUCCGCCCUGGUCAUUCUCAGCGUGGUGGCUGUGGUGGGGGUCUCCGCAGUGAUUUGGUUCCUGCACCAGAAGAACAGUCCUGGCUCCUCCAUCUUCACAGCAUUCGAGUUCCACCCUCCCUUUCGAGUCCUGGACACAGACCAGUCGUGCCUGGUGGAGGCUGAGGAGACUGACAGCAUGCCAUAGGAGAACUUUUUCACUCUUCUGCCAUACAAAACACCAGACCCCCAUCUCACUGGGUGGGCGUUUGUGCAAAGACAAGUCCACUUGCUUAUCAAUUGCUCGAACAGUUUUGGGGUGGCGCAUGUGAAUGGCUUUGACUCCGAUGGGAUGAAAACUGACAAAAUCUCACUGAUAUUAACUUCUUCACUAACGCACGUGAAUAUUUCUCAUCCUCUUUCUUAAUCAUCUGCAAUAAGGACUCGUUUGUAAAAUCUCUCGAUAGGUUGAUUGUUAUCAAAAGGUGAUUGAGUUACUGUAAGUCCACUUCCUUAAAUCCUUUUCGGAUGGCAGUUUCUCUUGAGCAUAUCUGAAUAAGCUUACUUAUUUUUUUAUUUUUUUUUGUCGGUGAAGGAAUUUAAAGAGUAUAGUGUUAAUGUUGUGUUCCUGCAAGUUCCUCAGCCAAAAAAAGGGAGACUGAACAACCAUCAUCGUGGUUUUGAUUGGAAUUUUCUUGAUAUCUAUAUGAUCAUUCACAAACAUACAUACAGGCAACCAUGCUGUCAUACUUUCUGAACCUGGUGAUCUGAUUAAAACCAGCCCAUGGCAGCAUGCGCUCCCUUUUUCCAUAGUUUUGUUACAUUCUUUGCUGGGAAUUUCUGUGAAAUGGGUUUAAAGUCUUUCUGGGUCAGUGUCUAUACACAGGACUCUCCCCUAGGCUGUCAGUGGCACAUAUCAGCGGCCAAAUCCAAAAAACCUGAACCCUUACGGUAUGGAAAAGUGCCUGUUUAUUUGUGUAUGAACAGAAGUGUCAUUAUAUUUCUCUCUUCUUUUUUUUUUUUAAACUCCAGGUGAGACGUCCUGAGCAUGUUUCCUGUCUUUUGGGUGAAGCCUUUACAGCAUGUUGUGAUCUGUUUAGCACCUCUACACCAGCCUUUGUUCAGGGAGUGGGACAGCCUUACUAACUUAUGUUUUUAAGGAAGUCUGUGAAUAUUCAGAGGUAGAUGGUUUUGUACUGACCAUUUCAGUUGUUUGGGCUGAAUGCUUGCCAAUAUUUGUUUUUUGUUUUUUUGCACAACUUUUACCGGGACAAAUUACCUGACCUCUUGUGUCUUCAAAUCUUUUUGAAUGACUAUCAUGAGAGUAGUAUACAUUUAAUUUAAUCUAUGUGUUAUGUGUGUGCCAUAUUUUAAAAUACAUUUUAACACUUUGUUUUUAAAUUAAAUGUCUCUUUUCUGCCCUAGAAAAUAAAAUCCAAUCAUCAACUUUAGGAAGUUAAAAAUAUGAAUGCCAGUAACAGGGCUUAACUAAGUUUCUUAGAAUCAUUGCAGGAAUCUACAUCUUUGGGAGACCUUUCAGUAUUUAACUGCAUUUGCACACAGUUUGAACCGCCACUGUUGAUUUAUUUUUGCUGUUUUGUACCUUCUUUCAAGAUUGAAUAUUUUAGCUGUGAUCGAUUUUAUGUGACCAAAUGAGUACAUUUUGCAAUCAUUUGGGCUUUUUUGGAGCCUCUAUGUGCUUGCAUAAUAAAAUAUAUUUGACUCUACUUUUUUAGAAUGUAUCUAUUAAUACUUUGGUUCA